Blumeria graminis f. sp. triticale is the source of this 2586-nucleotide messenger RNA. The record is from the annotation of a GenBank genome assembly. Lineage: Eukaryota; Fungi; Ascomycota; Leotiomycetes; Helotiales; Erysiphaceae.
AUGGAUUCUAAUCCAUCAUUGACACCCAUCAGUGCCGGAGGGGGGCCAAAUCCAAGGUCGCUAUUUCCCCAAGGACCUAGCUUCACACUUGAUAACUUUGCAAAUAAAGAUUUUAUAGUAAGGGACUUUGUAGAAGAACUCGCCCAGAAUUCCGUACCAACAAGUCGGAGAUCUGGAACUGGAAUUCAGUCAUUCGACCCGAAACCAAUGAUCAGGACCUUUGAGAACGCGCUUUCACAACUAGCAAGCCUCUCUGAUGAAUUGCGGCAGCGAGAGACCAAUUUGUUGACCUCUGUACGGCGUGCUGAAAUCUCUUAUAAUCAGACUCUUGAAACUCUCGGUAAAAAACUUGACCAGUCAAUCAGUACAUUUGAAGCUUUGGAUGUCUCACUCAACAAUCCGACUAAGCCUCAAAUAAACUCUCGAGGUGAAAAAUCUGUCGGUGAUGGAAACAUUGCAGUUCGGAUUGGGGAAAAGCUUGAAGACCAAGACAAGCAACGCCGACGGGCUCUAGAUGCAAAUUUCUUAAUUCAGUGCUGGCUAGAGGUUAGUGAUGCAGGUCGUUUAAAGUCAUUGGAAGACAUGAUUCAAUACCAAGGAAGUGGUGAAAACAAGGCUCGCUGUGCGAUUCUUGCCAGGCAGCUUAUGAAAAUGAGUCAAAUAUUAGAUCCAAAUUCAUGGACGCAAGCUGAUAAGCUUAACAUGGUCAACAAUAUGUCUAACGAGAUUAAUGGAGGUCAAGGACAUAAUACGCGUGAAAUAAUUGAGAAAUUUUCCGAAGUAUUGGAGAAAGAUUUAUUGAAACAAUUUGAUGAUAGCUAUCGAAGGCAGAAUUUCGAUGAAAUGCUGGAGUGCGCCAGAGUCAUGCAUGAUUUCAACGGAGGAUCUAGUGUUGUAGCGCUGUUCGUUAAUCAACACCAAUUUUUCAUUGAUAGAAGCCAAUUAAUUACUGAAGAAGUGACCACCGACAAUGAAAUAUGGGACAAGCUAGCGGAUCCAGAUUCAGAUCCGCCGGAGGUCGAACCAAGCUUACGAUCCUUGGUCGAUGAAAUUAAAGUAGUGAUACAGGAGGAAUCUUUCAUUAUAAGGCGGGCAUUUCCAUACUACGAGCUUGUUCUAACUAAGUUUAUACAAAGAAUAUUUCAACAGUCUAUACAACAACGAUUAGAAAUGGUAUUAGAGAAAGCUGACACUAUUUCGUCGCUCGCCUUUCUUCGUUCUCUUCAUGCUUCGAGGAGCUACAUUAGUAGUCUUAUUGAGGAUCUAAAAGCCCAUGGCUUGACAGAACAUCCAGAGCCUUGUUCAGUUCAGGCAGCUCUUACGCUUGAUCAACAACUAGAUGAACUCUUCGUUCCAUAUCUUGUAGGAAACUCUUACAUUGAUAGAGAACGAAAAAGUCUAACUGAGCUCAAAUCCUCACUACUGUUUAAAUACACUAUAUAUCAUUCAAGAAGGAAAAAGGUGCCAACUGGGUUUAUGGCUUCACUCGCUCAGCAGGGAUCUCAAUUGCUCUCUGGAGUCAAAGACGCAUAUAUUGACCGCUUAGAUUCUUCAGAACUUACCCCAACGCAAAAGGCGACACUACUUAGAGUCGCUGAUUUACGUGAUACAGAUAGCUCCUACAACAAAAAUGAAAUCGACGUAACUGACGAGGAUGGAAUAUUGAGUAUUCCGAACGCCCGGCGAAUGUUAAAAUGGAUAGCAGAAAGUGUUAAGCGUGCUCUAGAACUUGGAAGCGGUAGUGACACACCCAAGGAUGUUUCUGUACUGCUAAACUUGCUCUUGACGAAUAUAGGGCAGAUUUACGUUGAGACAACUCUUGACGCUAUAAGUGACCAAGCGACCGCACAAGAAACCUCAAAGAUAGAACCAGACCUUGCAUACCUCCCAUCGCUUCGACCAGCAAUUGUAAUUACAAGAAUUAUGUCCCAAUUUAUCAACACAGUACUCUUACGCUUAGCAGAGUCCAAUACUACUGUAAGACGAAACAUGGAAACACAAACUAAAGCCUGUGUGGAUAGGAUUGAGGUAAAAACAAAUGGAAUAAUUCAAAGCGUACUCACGGUUACAAUUAACUGGAUAAGCAAGCUAUUAGCAAACCAGAAGAAGAUGGAUUUUAAACCCAAAGAUAGUGACCUCAUUGAAACUCUCCAAACAACAACUUGUCUUUCAAUAAGCACUUUUAUAUCUAGAAUCUCUUCGUUAGUUCCUCAAGCUAUAGAUGGUCAUAAUUUAGAGGCUUUUAGCAAUAUGUUAGCAAUUAACAUACGAGAUCUUUUAUUUGAACACUUUAAAAAAUUUCAAGUUAAUGCUACAGGAGGCUUAUUUAUAGCACAGGAUAUGUCGAAAUAUGUUUCGACUUUAAAAGGCUUGUCGUUAACAAAGGAAACAGAAAGUAGUGUUGAAGUUCUAAGCGAGAUCGGAAACCUCUUCAUUAUUGGACCCGAGGCCCUUCGCGAGAGAUCGCGAAAUCUCCAACAAGGAGGUGCAGGAAAGAAAUUACAGAAAUCAGAUUUUAGAGCAUUUGUCAUGAAACGAGAUGAUUCCGGAAGUGUUGGGGUUCAAAGUGUUCUUGCGGGAUUGUAA